Messenger RNA from Phlebotomus argentipes, 2671 nucleotides. Its product is annotated as sodium-independent sulfate anion transporter-like. The transcript is spliced from 8 exons. The record is from RefSeq and is a predicted model, not a curated record. Gene Ontology annotation, molecular function: sulfate transmembrane transporter activity. Gene Ontology annotation, cellular component: membrane. NCBI's taxonomy places the organism in Eukaryota, Metazoa, Arthropoda, Insecta, Diptera, Psychodidae. Bases 538 to 2478 code for a protein of 646 amino acids. Gene Ontology annotation, biological process: transmembrane transport.
GAAUGUGUUUGGAAUGCGAAGUAUUUGAGUAAAUGUUGAGGUAGGAAAUAGCGAGCAAAUAGUGUAAUCAAAAUCACCUGUUAGAUUUUCACAUUCUCUUCCUCACCUAAUCGCUCUUUCUCGUGACAUUAAUAGUCGAUUAUACUUAAAUAUUCCCGUGACUCUUUAUCGGACAUCAAACAAACAGCUAAGAAAGCAAAAAAAAGAAGGAAAGACGGUCAGUGCAAAGCAGUUUGAAAAAGACACUUGAAAUAAAUUGUUGUUUUUUUUUAUUGUGGAGCGAAGACAAUAGAAUGCAAAAAUUUUCCACACUUGAAUACACUUUUACCCUUAUCGUGUGCGCAUAGUCUGGAAAAAGACACCCAAAGUGCACCACCGUGGAAAAUCACACAUAUUCGACGCUGUCUCGGGAAUUUCUGUGUCGUCCGCCGGAUAAACUUCUCGAAACAAAAAUCUCUCAUUAUCAGUGAAGACGCAAUAAAAUUAGUGAAUAGGUAAUCCACAAAUUGCUGAGAAUUAAUUGAAGAUCAUCUCAGGAUGAAGCCACACACCAACUUUAGCGGCGAGAACGGGUCGUACGUGAAUGAAGCACUGGACAGUAGUACUCUGGACGUGAGAAUUCCAAAUGACGGCGAACCCCAUGGAGGUCUUAAAGGCUCCAACGAGUUCAUUCUCACGGACAGCAAGGAGCAGAAAUGUCGCCUGGAGGAUGUGAAAAUGUGGUGCCGAAGGCGAGCAACGAGUGCACUGUCUAAGAAGGUUCUCUACAAGAGACUUCCCAUUCUAAACUGGCUGCCCAAGUACUCAUCCACUGAUGCAAUGGGAGACGUUGUCGCGGGUAUCACUGUGGGUCUCACAGUAAUUCCACAGGCUCUGGCCUAUGCCGGCAUUGCUGGUUUGCCUGCGGCUUAUGGGCUGUACGGUUCGUUCCUCGGGUGCUUCCUCUACAUCUUCCUGGGCAGCUGCAAGGAUGUGCCCAUGGGCCCAUCGGCCAUCUCUUCACUGCUCACACUGCAGGCAGCUGGAGGAGUGUGGCAGAAGGCAGUGCUGCUCACAUUCCUCACAGGCAUCAUUGAGCUACUCAUGGGCGUCUUCGGUCUAGGAUUUCUCGUAGAUUUCGUCUCAGGGCCAGUGUCGUCCGGGUUCACGUCCGCUGUGGCCCUCAUUAUCGCCACAUCUCAGGUGAAGGAUGUCCUGGGCAUAAACGCCAAAGGCAGCACUUUUAUCUCAGUCUGGCGAAGCAUCUUCACAGAAGUGCACAACACCCGACCCUGGGACACAGUCUUGGGCAUCACUUGCAUCGCUGUGUUGCUCAUCAUGAAGAUUCUCUCUACAAUUAAGAUCGGACCUGCUGAUGAGGAACUCAAGUCCUCAAAGCACAAGAUCAUCAACAAAACCCUCUGGUUGGUGGGAACUGCGCGAAAUGCUAUUCUUGUAGUGAUCUGCGGCGCCAUUGGAUACUCCUUUCAGUCCACUGUGGUGCCCUUCCGCCUCAUUGGCAACGUUCCGGCGGGUCUUCCCAGUUUCCAAGCGCCCCCAUUCUCCAUUCCCGGCAACGAGACGAUCGCAGAGCCCGAUCAGUCCUUCGUCGACAUGGUGACAUCAAUGGGAUCAGGCCUGGUUGUUGUUCCUCUGAUCGCCCUUAUGGAGACCAUCGCCAUCUGCAAGGCAUUCGCCAAUGGAAAACCCGUGGACGCUACGCAGGAGUUGAUCGCCAUCGGUGUGGGAAACAUUGCCAACUCCUUCGUUCAGGGCUUCCCAGGCACAGGAAGUCUGUCGCGAUCGGCUGUGUUCAAUGCCAGCGGCGUCAGAACUCCGAUGGCGAACAUCUACACCUCGCUUCUGGUCAUCUUCGCCCUGCAGUUCUUCACGCCUUACUUCUACUUCAUCCCGAAAGCCACCCUCGCUGCCAUCAUAAUAGCAGCUGUGAUUUUCAUGGUGGAAGUGAAGGUGGUGAAGCCGAUGUGGAGGACUAAAAAGAGUGACCUUAUUCCUGGUCUUGGAACCUUCAUCGCAUGCCUUUCGUUGCCUUUGGAGAUGGGAAUCCUUGUUGGAGUCGGACUUAACAUGGUAUUCAUCCUUUACCAUGCAGCAAGACCAAAAAUCUCCGCGGAGACGUUAGUUAGCCCAGGUGGAACUCAGUACCUCAUCAUAACACCUGAUCGCUGCCUCAUUUUCCCCUCCGUGGAUUACGUUCGCAAUCUCGUGACCAAGCACUCACGCAAACAGAAUCUCCCCAUCGUAAUCGAUUGCUCGCACGUGUACGGAGCUGAUUACACGGCAGCCAUGGUGAUUUCUCUGCUCACUGAGGACUUUGCCAAGAGGAAGCAGCCUCUGUACUUCUACAAUCUCAAGCCCAGCGUCUGCAGUGUCUUCGAAGGACUCUCGCCGGUGGACUUUGUGGUCUACUAUCGUGAGGAAAAGAUUGACGAUCUGCUGCGCGACUACAAGCUCAAGUCCGUGACGGAAGGAGUUUAGACAGAGUGAAAUGUUCCCACAUGAACUACCAUUAUCUCUUGCAGCCUUCUAGAUUAGAUUAACCCUUAGGCAAGAAAUAGGAUAGAAGGAUUAAAACAGUAUUUUUCGAUAAAGUAUUUCCAACCUAUAUUAUUAUUAGCAGUUGUAAUUGUAUUGCAUUUAAAAGAGAAUUAUAAUUAAUUUGCAUAAAAAU